CCUAAGCAGCCUGGUUUGGAGGAAGACGACCAGGCACCUGGACACUGGGAUCUGCAGCUUCCCCACUCGCCUAGAGCUCCUCAGCACUGAGAGGGAACCCCAGUCAUGAAGAGGUUUCUCCUGGCCACCUGUCUGGUAGCUGUGCUGCUGGAGGCAUGUGCAAUUCCAGCACUCCAGGUUCCUGUCAAGACCAAAGGCAAACAUGUGAUCCCUGAACAGGAGACAGAGAAGGCCUGGGGUAGCAGAGCCAUGGAGCCCCUGGAGAAGGACAACCAGCUGGGGGCAUUGUUCCCUAUACCCAAGCAGAAGCUUGCAGCUGCUGAGGAAAAGCGCCCAGAUGCCAUGACCUGGGUGGAGACUGAAGACAUUCUGAGCCGUUUUCGGAACCCUCAGGAUGGUCCAGAACCGGAUCUUGACCACCUGUACCACCCCAGAUCUGAGGAGGCCCAGAAUGAGGAUGUGCCCCAGACGUGGCCCGUGCUGUAUCGUCAGGUGCUCCAGGGACCAGAGGAGGACCUUGACCACCUCUCUCACUCUAUGUAGGACUCUGGAGAGCCCUAACCACUCUCCCAUGCCUGUCCUGAGGUCCAGGCUGUUGUGACCACUGACUCCCCAGCUAGAAAAAAAUAAACACCUGCAAACUGGA
Messenger RNA from Psammomys obesus (fat sand rat), 646 nucleotides. It is a transcript of the gene Prap1, whose product is annotated as proline rich acidic protein 1. The coding region runs from base 106 to 543 and encodes 145 amino acids. NCBI's taxonomy places the organism in Eukaryota, Metazoa, Chordata, Mammalia, Rodentia, Muridae. The record is from RefSeq and is a predicted model, not a curated record. The transcript has 5 exons.